AUGUGUGGAAUCCUAGCAAUUUUACUUACAAACCCUGCUAUCUCUGCAAGUUUAGAAUUAUUUGAAGGUCUACAAAUUCUACAACAUAGAGGUCAGGAUGCAACAGGAAUUAUUACUUGUGGUCACAAAGGUCGUCUUUAUCAAUGUAAAGGAAAUGGAAUGGUUCGUGAUGUUUUUAAUCAUGAAGUUUUAUUACAUUUGGAUGGAAGCCUUGGUGUUGGUCAUGUAAGAUAUCCAACUGCUGGUACGUCUUCAAGUUCAGAAGCACAACCAUUUUAUGUUAAUAGCCCAUAUGGUAUAGUUUUUGCCCACAAUGGCACUCUUAUAAACGCAAAGGAUUUAAAGGGAUUCUUGGAUGUUAAAGCUCAUCGACAUAUCAAUACAGAUUCUGAUUCAGAAUUGUUGUUAAAUAUAUUUGCUGAUAACUUGCAAGAAAUUGGAAAAUUUAGAGUUAAUGAAGAAGAUAUUUUCACUGCCAUAAAAGGAAUUUAUCAAAAAUGCAUAGGCGGAUUUGCAUGUGUUGCAAUGAUUGCAGGAUUUGGUAUUAUUGGAUUUCGUGAUUUAAACGGAAUUCGCCCGAUAUGUUAUGGAAAAAGGAAGAAUAGCCAUGGUACUGAUUAUAUGUUUUCAUCUGAAAGUGUUGCGUUGGAUGCAUUAGGCUUUUCAGAUGUCAUUGAUAUAAAUCCUGGCGAGGCUGUUAUCAUCACAAAACAAGCAAUUACAAAGCGUCAAUUAGUAGAAGUAGAGAAAUUGAAUUUUUCACCAUGUAUAUUUGAAUAUGUUUAUUUGGCUCGUCCGGAUUCUGUAAUAGAUGGAAUCUCUGUGUAUCGUUCAAGAUUAGCAAUGGGUGAAUUUUUGGCUGAUAAAAUGAUUAAAACAUGUGGUGAAAAUUUAGAUAUUGAUGUUGUUAUUCCUGUACCUGAUACUAGUCGUGUGGCUGCUCUUCAAGUUUCUUAUAAACUGAAAAUCACUUAUCGUGAAGGAUUUAUUAAAAAUCGCUAUGUAGGACGUACUUUUAUAAUGCCAGGGCAACAAAUGCGUCGAAAAAAUGUAAGGAGAAAGUUAAAUGCUAUGGCGUUAGAAUUUGCAGAUAAAAAUGUUCUUAUAGUUGAUGAUUCUAUUGUAAGAGGUACUACAUCUAAAGAAAUUGUACAAAUGGCUCGUGAAGCUGGUGCCAAAAAAGUUUAUUUCGCAUCAUGUGCUCCACCUAUUAGGUAUCCCAAUGUUUACGGGAUUGAUAUGCCAUCACGCCAAGAGUUGGUGGCGCAUAAUCGUGAUGAUGAAAAAAUUGCUCAGGAAAUUGGUGCUGAUAAAGUGAUAUAUCAGGAAUUGGAUGAUCUAAUAGAAUCUUGUAGAAAGUUUAAUCGAAAUAUUUUAAAUUUUGAUUGCUCAGUCUUUGAUGGCCAUUAUAUAACUGGUGGUGUAACGGAAGAAUAUUUAAAAAUUUUAGAAAAUUCGCGUAAUGAUUCUGCAAAAGAUGAUGUUUCAAAUGGUGUAUAUUAUGAACAAGAUACGACAAUAAGUUCAGAUUGUUUAAAUAAAUAA
This is a messenger RNA of Entrophospora sp. SA101, 1545 nucleotides long. The record is from the annotation of a GenBank genome assembly. NCBI's taxonomy places the organism in Eukaryota, Fungi, Glomeromycota, Glomeromycetes, Entrophosporales, Entrophosporaceae.